AUGACUCCGGAUCGCUUGUUUCCCAGACACCUGAGAAGCCCAGGGGAUGAUGGCUACCGAACCCCAACCAUUGAAGAUACCCAAAAUGACCUUGCAGGAAAUACUGGCGGCGAUUCUUACUUUCACCCUAGAGGAUCUAUAAUAAGCCAAGCCCACACCUCGGCAUUAGACGCCAUUCACAGCUCUUCAUAUCGCAAGUCUGAAGGAGAUGGAGACGAGGGUGUGGAUGGAAUGGCUUACCCCCAGAGUGAAGCCGAAACCAGACCAACUGGUCUUGGAUGGAAGAAGCGUAUUCGUCACAUUACCUGGGCAUAUUUCACCCUGACUAUGGCAACUGGGGGAAUCGCAAAUGUUUUGUACUUUGGUGAGUGUGCCCUUGUCUUAUUACCCUAUAGAUUUCGCGGCUUGGAAACCAUUGGAAUUAUCUUCUUCCUAGCCAACUUGUUCCUCUACAUCUUAAUUUGGUGUCUUUUGAUCACACGAUUCUACCUAUACCCUUACACUUUCAAAGCAUCCUUCCUGCAUCCGACAGAGUCAUUAUUUGUUCCGGCUUCGCUGGUCUCUUUCGGGACGAUUCUGAUCAAUAUCUCACAAUAUGGACCCGACCACACAGGGCCCUGGCUUACAUAUGCGGUCGGAAUCUUAUUUUGGAUUGAUGCAGCCCUGGCAGUCAUCUCUUCUGCCGCUAUUUACCUCAUUCUGUGGUCGACCCAGACAUUUACGAUUGCACAAAUGACACCUAUUUGGAUCUUCCCUGCGUACCCAAUGCUUAUAAUAGGCCCUCAUGCUGGGAUCCUGAGCUCCAAACUUGAGCCUGCUCGCUCUUUGCGAAUCAUAAUUGGUGGUACCACUAUCCAAGGCGUUGGCUUCUUGGUAUCUCUGAUGGUGUACUCGGCUUUUAUCUACCGGCUGAUGUCGCAAAAGCUCCCCCGAGAAAAUGUCCGACCUGGUAUGUUCGUGUCGGUUGGUCCCAGUGCGUUUACCGUGUCUGGGAUUGUCAAUAUGGCAGCCCAUGCCAAAAGAAGCUUCCCGGAGGAUUUCAUGGGCAAUGGUGCAUUAGCUGCAGACAUUGUGAAAGUUGUUGCUAAUUUUUCCUGCUUAUGGCUAUGGGGGCUAGCAAUAUUCUUCUUCUUCAUUGCCAGCUUCGCACAUUGGUCUGCCAUUGGACCGGGCCGGAUGGUCUUUUCGAUGGCAUGGUUCUCAUUCGUAUUCCCGAACACGGCACUGAUAACGGCAACCUUUGCAAUUGGAAAGGCCUUUUCUUGCAAGGCAAUAUCCAUCAUCGGCUGCGCUAUGGUGUUUCCGCUAAUCUUGAUGUAUAUUUUUGUCUGUUAUAUGAUGGUGCGUGCCAUCGUGCACCGCCAAAUACUUUGGCCUCAAAAAGGAGAAGAUAAAGAUGAAGGAGGCUUUGAGGUCAACCGAAUAAAGCCUGAGUCGCCAGGUGAGAAUACACCUGUAUAAAGGCGUGCCAAAGUCUCGCUCUUGCAGGCGAAUGGAAGUUGUUACUGAGAGGGGAUGAAGAUGAAAUCUUCGAAGGCUUUCU
Molecule: messenger RNA, 1543 nt
Organism: Aspergillus vadensis CBS 113365
Lineage: Eukaryota; Fungi; Ascomycota; Eurotiomycetes; Eurotiales; Aspergillaceae
Product: putative C4-dicarboxylate transporter/malic acid transport protein
Exons: 4
Coding region: 1-1461 (486 amino acids)
Biological process (GO): malate transmembrane transport
Cellular component (GO): membrane
Molecular function (GO): malate transmembrane transporter activity
Source: RefSeq, a predicted model, not a curated record